AAGGGCAAGCGGAAGCGUGCUAGUCCUCAGCAGCUUGGCCUAUUGAACCAAAUUUUUGACAUGACUUUUUUCCCCUCGACAGAGCUACGGAAUGCCCUUGGUAAGGAACUUGGUAUGAUGCCGCGCACUGUCCAGAUUUGGUUCCAGAACCGGCGUCAGUCAUGGCGU
Molecule: messenger RNA, 168 nt
Organism: Protomyces lactucae-debilis
Lineage: Eukaryota; Fungi; Ascomycota; Taphrinomycetes; Taphrinales; Protomycetaceae
Product: homeobox domain-containing protein
Exons: 1
Biological process (GO): regulation of transcription by RNA polymerase II; cell differentiation
Molecular function (GO): RNA polymerase II cis-regulatory region sequence-specific DNA binding
Source: RefSeq, a predicted model, not a curated record